AUGUCAAGAUUACUAUUCUCAAAAUUUCUUAAAGAAUCAAUAACAAAGCUUAGUAAAGAUCUCUCUAAAUAUGUGAAAUAUCUCUUUUACAAAUAUGCAUUAACAGCUCAAAAUCAAGAAUUCAGUCAACUCAUAGUUAAUGAACUUGACAAUAGCCA
Racocetra persica is the source of this 158-nucleotide messenger RNA. NCBI's taxonomy places the organism in Eukaryota, Fungi, Glomeromycota, Glomeromycetes, Diversisporales, Gigasporaceae. The record is from the annotation of a GenBank genome assembly.